This is a messenger RNA of Gigantopelta aegis, 3068 nucleotides long. RefSeq names its product tetratricopeptide repeat protein 13-like. The record is from RefSeq and is a predicted model, not a curated record. Gene Ontology annotation, molecular function: protein binding. The transcript has 25 exons. NCBI's taxonomy places the organism in Eukaryota, Metazoa, Mollusca, Gastropoda, Neomphalida, Peltospiridae. The coding region runs from base 7 to 2583 and encodes 858 amino acids.
AGUACCAUGGUGGUGCUUUCACUUCUGACGUUUUGCAUUUUGUUUAUUAAUUCACAAGGGGACAGUCAGUUUUGUGAAAUAGCUAACGUUCAAAUAGAAAACGAAGAUGGCAGACGACAGGUGUUUGAACUAAAGCGCAUAGAGCCAGUGAAAGGAGGUCCAUGUCUGCUCUGUGCUUGGAAAUCCAGUAGCGGAACCUGGGAAACGUCACCACUCAGAUUCAGUCUGCUUUUAACUCCUGGAGAAGUGGUAGCUGAAUGUGAUGAUGCUAAGCAUAAUUUACCAGUGGGUCUUUGUGCAGCUUCAAAGGAAGUCAAUUCCUGUUCCGAGGAAGAUGCAACAUUGAGUGAAGACACAGGAUCCUGUCAAAAUCCACAGGCAUUAGCUGAUAGGAUAGUUGAUGAGGGUCUUGUUCCUAUGGCAACAGGGAGAGAUCACAUCGACAAAAAAAUUGCACUGGCUGUUGUUCUUACAAAUCUGGGGUCAUUUAGCAAGGCUAUUGGUACUUUCACAGAUAUAUUAAAGAAACAUCCGGACGUUGUGGCUGCUUACUAUGGAAGAGGUGUUGCUUAUGCAAGGAAAGGUUUAAAUCUUGCAGAAAAUGCUGUCUUAGCCUUGGCUGAUUUUUCUGAAGCUAUUAAAAAGGACAAAGAUAGAUACGAAGCAUAUGAGAGAAGAUCAGAGGUUUACAUGGGUCUAGGUCAUUAUUCAGAAGCUUUAGAUGACAUGACAGUGGCUAUUAAUCAUCGGCCAACAGAAAAACUUUACUUCAUGAGGGGAGUAGUCAACCUUUUACUUGAAAAUUAUGCUGAUGCCGAGAAAGACUUCCGAAGAAACCUUGAAUCUGAGGGUCAGAUGUAUAUCGCGUCAUACUUUAAUCUAGGACUUGCUCUUUACUACAGAGGCAGGGUUAGAAAUGCUAUUGAAGUGUUCAAGGAAGUUUUGAAACUGCAGCCUGACCAUAUUGAUGCGUGUACCAGUUUAGCUCAGGCCUUCAAGGAACUUGGGAACUUAAAAGCUGCAAGGAACCGAUUUAAUCAGUCUUUGAAUAUCAAACCUAACCACCCUCUGUCACUUCAACUAUUUGGUGGUAUGAUGUACCAUAGUGGAGACCCAGCAUCUGCCCUUACGCACUUUCAGAAAUGUUUAAGUGUUGAUUCUGAGAAUAUUCAUUGUCAGUAUAUGCAGGGGCUGUCGUAUCUUGCAAUGGGAAAGUUUUAUGAAGGAAUCAAAGCUUCAACAAAGGUGAUGGUUAACAACAGAGGAGCUUUGAAAAUGUCACCUGAAUUUAUGAAAGCUCAUUAUUUAAGAGAAUAUGGUCGAUAUCUGCAUGCAAGACUUGAUCUAACCUUAGAUCAGCUGAAACCAGAUUUUGAACUAAAAGAAGAAUUUAAAGAUCACUGGGUUAAAUCUUUACAGUUUCAGUUCAAAAACACCUAUCAAGAACAGCCAGGUCUUCAACCAGAUAUCGGUGACAUCAGUAUGAUGAGUUUACAAGAUUACCCAUCCAAUGUUCGUUCUCUUAUAUGCAAAGCAGAAAAAGUGGGCGGCUUAACACAAGUGAAUUCCGAUGGGUUUACUUCCAACAAGCGUCUCAAUUUAGCCAUGGGUUUGGCAACAAUACACAUUGCACAGUACUUAGAGGCCAGAUGGAAAAGUUUUAAACAAAAUAAAACUCCUACAGCAGAUAAACCGAUAAACUGGAGAGAGGUCUACCGGAUUGGAGUCCAGUAUCGCCGACUUGUUGACCCGGACCAGCCGUUGUUUUGGGUGGAUUCCUUACCAGAUCAUUUGUUGUCUGAUGGCUUUAGAAGUGAUAUUACAUUUGUCAGGGGUUCUGUUAUGAAUUUAAAAGUCAUGCCAUAUUAUGAUCUUGUGUUCAAAUUAGCUAAAACAAUGCUGGAACAUUAUACAGGUGAUGGUGCAGUAGUCUACUCCAACCUAAAGGAAGACAUCGGUAAAGCAAAGACAUGUGAUGAUCUCUUGACUGUUGCUAGAAAGCGGAAGAUUAAUCCCCAUGGAUUCCUAGUAGCCACUCAGGUACCCAGUACAAUGAAAGCCAAAGAAACCGACCGACUGGAUGGAGCAAUGCUUAUACUCACAGAAGAUUUAAAUGGUAAGAUAGUGUUUUCCCUGAAUAUCGCUAAUACUCAAGAGCGGAUGACAACGUAUUAUUCAGAACUGGACUUCAUCUUCAAUCAGAUACAGGACGAGAUUCGACGUACAGGGGUCAGCAAGAUAGCAGAUGUGGACUCCAUAAUGAACUUGAUUCUCUCACUGGUUUACUACUUGUAUAACCUGAUGCCACUCACACGAGGAUCAAGUGUUGUGGCAUACUCCAUGGCUUUAGGUCUGGUUAUGUCAUUAGGAAGACAAGUGACUGGCAAAAUACCAACAGGAAAAUUGCUAGAACUUGAAGCUAUGUUAUCUGGAGCUCCUGAUGCAUUCAUCAUUGUAACGAAGCAGUGGAUGAAUGUAAAACGGAGCAGUCAGUCAGUUUCCAGUCUCCCAAAAGUUAAUGAAGUAUUUCCCACUGUUCGAAGUGUAAUAGAAGUUUUAAACGUUAAUACAGCAUCUUGUUAAUGAAACUAAAACUUAACUUUUAAAAGUUUUUAUUCAGUGUUAUGCAUUCCAGAGUUUUAUUGUUGUUAUGCUCUAUGCAUACAGUUUUCAGAAUCUUUGUUAAGUUUGUUUUGUUACAUAUUGAUUACUUUUAUUGUUAACAUUUAAAAGAAUGGCGACAUUGACACUUCAAGUUUUACUAGAAAGUUAAGUCAUAAAUUUAUAUUUUUGCUAUCUUUAAGAAUGUGAAAGAAGAAAAGUUGAGUUGAUUAUAUUGUAAAAGUUUGUCUUUAAUUUUAAGAUUUCGGUAUUCCGCUUUUAAACAAUUUUCACUGAAUAAAACCUAAAUAUUUUAUAAUCUAAAGCUGCAACGUUGAGAAUAUUUUUAAUCUUUAAAAUCAAUAGCGGUGUGGCCAUUGGGCUAUUUCUCGUUCCAGCCAGUGCACCACGACUGGUAUAUCAAAGGCCAUGGUAUGUACUACCCUGUCUGUGGGAUGGUUCAUAUA